Aegilops tauschii subsp. strangulata is the source of this 1461-nucleotide messenger RNA. The record is from RefSeq and is a predicted model, not a curated record. NCBI's taxonomy places the organism in Eukaryota, Viridiplantae, Streptophyta, Magnoliopsida, Poales, Poaceae.
UUCGUGUUCGUCCCGCUGAUGCACCACGGCCACCUGAUCCCGGCGGUGGACGCGGCGCUGCAGCUGGCCACCCACGGCGCGCUCGCCAGCGUCGUCGUCACGCCAACCUACGCCGCGCGCCUCCGCCCCGCGGUCGAGUCGUCGGGCCUGCCGGUGCGGCUCGUCGAGCUCCCGCUUGACAUCGCCGGCACGGACGACGUCGAUCGGAUCCCGCUGGACCAGGAGGCUGCCUACCUCCUCGCCACAUCGCGCCUCUGCGGGCCACUGGAGCGCCACCUCCGCGAGCACGCUCCGCCCGUCACGUGCCUCGUGUCCGACAUCUGCCACCCGUGGACCGCUGGCCUCGCCGCCAGCCUCGGCGUCCCGCGGCUCAGCUUCCUCGGCAUGUCUGCCUACUGCCUCCUCUGCCUGCAGACGGAGCACCAUGCGGCUGCCAUGCACAACGCCUAUGCCGCAGCGGACCCCUACUGGCAUCUCAUGCCUGAGGAGCCGGUCGAGGUGAAGCUGCCCACCGCGCCCCCCGGGUUCAUGCGGCUGCCGGCGUCUGAGAAGCUGGCGUACGAGAAGCUGGCAUACGCCGUCGAGCGGGCGUGCGUCGACGUCGACGGCGUCCUCCUCAACACCUUCCUCGAGCUGGAGCCGGGGACGGUCAUGGACAGCGGGGAGGUCAGGAGCGUCAACGUGUGGGCCGUCGGUCCGGUGUCACUGUUCCACCAGCACGAGCACCAGCACUCGGCGGCGCUUGCGGCGAGAGGGAACGCGCCCGCCAUCGACGCUGGCGAGUGCCUCCGAUGGCUCGACGGCAAGGAGCCAUCCUCCGUCCUCUACGUCAGCUUCGGGAGCAGCGUCUUGCACGCGCGCCCAGAGCAGGUCAUGGAGACCGGGCUCGGCCUCGAGGCGUCGGGGCACCCGUUCAUUUGGGUGGUAUCACCAGAGAACGCCGGGCAGGACCAGGAUGAGGAAGUCCGCGGAUUCCUCGAGGACCUGGAGGGCCGGUUGUCCGGCCACGGGCUACUGAUCAAGGGCUGGGCACCGCAACAGCUGAUCUUGUCCCACGCGUCGGUGGGCGGCAUCGUGACGCACUGCGGGUGGAACUCGAUGAUGGAGGCGGUCGCGGCCGGGCUCCCGGUGGUGACAUGGCCACACAUGGCGCACCAGUUCUUGAACGAAAUGUUGGCCGUGCAGUCGAUGGGGACCGGCGUGAGCGUCGGGGUGGAGUGGUUGAAGGAGGAGGACGGGGAGGUGGCGGUGGUGGAGCGAGGGGCGGUGGAGAAGGCGGUGAGGAGCAUCAUGGGUGGAGGAGAUGAGGCGGUGGAGAGGCGGACGAGGGCGGCGGCGCUCGCGACGACGGCGAGAGAGGCCGUCCGGGAGGGUGGGUCGGCAUUCAUCAACCUGCGCCGUUUGGUCAGGCGUUACCAAGCAGUGACACCGCAGGAUGCAUCAACAUCACCUCAAAUAUGA